CCGCCCCCUGGCGUGGCGGGGGUGGGGGCAGGGGAGGGGGCCGCCAUCUCCGGCGGGCUGCGCCGCGAGGGCGGGGGGGCCGGUCCUGCUGCCGCCCCGGAGGGCACCGGGGGGGCGGCUUGGGUCCCACUGCCCUCCCCCGGCUCCGUAGCAAGAAACGAGGACAGUGGCUCUGCACUUGGUGGUGAUGUGCUCACAUCUUGCUUUGUUUUCACCUGAUCAAAGCCGUGCGGAAGGGUGUAUUCCAGUAACUUUCAGUUGUAUUGAGGUUUGGACAGACUUUUGACAGGAUGUUGGGAUUUCUGAAGAAUCCAGUUGUGGUUACCGCAGAGAUAAAUAUGAACCUCUUGGCUUUGACUGUGAUGGGAUUAAUAAGCCGUCUUCGGGGGCUUUCCUAUCCACGGGCUGUAGUCUUUGAUGAAGUUUAUUAUGGCCAGUUUGUUUCCCUCUACAUGAAGAGAAUCUUCUUUGUGGAUGACAGUGGCCCACCUUUUGGCCAUAUGCUGCUAGCUUUGGGAGGUUACUUAGGGGGAUUUGAUGGAAACUUCUUAUGGAACAGAAUUGGAGCUGAAUAUAGUAUCAAUGUUCCUGUUUGGUCCUUGCGACUCCUGCCAGCGCUGGCUGGUGCUCUCUGUGUCCCUUUAGCAUACCAGAUUUUGGUAGAAAUGCACUUCUCCCACUGUGCUGCACUUGGAGCUGCUCUUCUGAUUCUCUUAGAGAACUCUUUGAUCACUCAGUCAAGGUUCAUGCUCCUGGAAUCAAUAUUGAUAUUUUUUAUCCUGCUUGCAGUUUUGUCCUACUUGAAGUUUUACAAUUCACAGAGCUACAGUUCCUUCUCUGGAAGCUGGUGGUUUUGGCUCCUGUUGACUGGAGUAGCUUGUUCUUGUGCAGUUGGAGUGAAAUAUAUGGGCCUGUUCACCUAUAUGCUGCUUUUGGUCAUCGCAGGACUCCACUUCUGGCAUAUGAUAGGAGACCAGAACUUGUCAAAUGUUUCCUUGAUGUGCCAUUUUCUGGCUCGGGGGCUCGCCCUCAUCAUCAUCCCAGUGACAAUGUACCUGUCCUUCUUCUACGUUCACUUGGCUUUGCUGUAUCGCUCUGGGCCUCAUGACCAAAUUAUGACAAGUGCUUUCCAAGCCAGCUUAGAGGGUGGGCUAGCUCGAAUCACUCAGGGUCAACCCUUAGAGGUGGCUUAUGGCUCUCAGAUUACUCUGCGGAAUGUAUUGGGGAAACCCAUGCAGUGUUGGCUCCAUUCUCACAAGAACACUUAUCCCAUCAGGUAUGAGAAUGGCCGAGGUAGUUCCCAUCAACAGCAGGUGACGUGUUAUCCCUUCAAGGAUGUGAACAACUGGUGGAUUGUCAAAGAUCCUGGAAUGCAGCAGCUGGUGGUGAGUAACCCACCUCGACCUGUCAGACACGGACAGAUUGUGCAGCUGGUCCAUGGCAUCACGACUCGAUACCUCAACACGCAUGAUGUUGCUGCCCCUCUUAGCCCCCACUCCCAAGAAGUCUCCUGUUAUAUUGAUUAUAACAUCUCCAUGCCAGCACAGAACCUCUGGAGAGUGGAAAUUGUGAAUCGAGAAUCUGAUACAGAUGUGUGGAAGACAAUUCUGUCAGAAGUGAGAUUUGUUCAUGUGAACACCUCUGCAGUGCUAAAGCUCAGUGGAGCAUCGUUACCUGAGUGGGGAUACCGGCAGCUGGAGGUGGUUGGAGAGAAGUUGUCGAAAGGCUACCAUCAGAGCAUGGUGUGGAAUGUGGAAGAGCACAGAUAUGGGAAAAGCCAAGAGCAGAAAGAAAGGGAAGUGGAGCUCCACUCUCCUACACAGAUGGACAUCAGUAAAAACCUCAGCUUCAUGGCCAAAUUUGCAGAAUUGCAGUGGAAGAUACUAACGUUGAAAAAUGAAGAUACAGAACAUAAGUACAGCUCCUCUGCUCUGGACUGGAUCACAAUGGAUACAAAUAUUGCCUACUGGCUCCACCCAACCUCUGGGGCUCAGAUCCACCUCAUUGGGAAUGUUCUCACCUGGGCUUCAGCUAACGUUGCCACUCUGGUCUACACGUGUUUGUCACUGUGGUACUUGGUACGACGAAGGAGAAGAAUUUACGACAUUCCCGAAGAUGCAUGGCAGCUCUGGGUAUCAGCUGGGGGGAUCUGUGUUGGAGGCUGGGCUGUGAAUUACCUGCCCUUCUUCCUGAUGGAGAAAACGCUUUUCCUGUACCACUACCUGCCUGCCCUCACAUUCCAGAUCCUCCUGAUUCCCAUCGUGUUACAGCACCUCAGCAAUCAUCUCUGCAGAUCUCUACUUCCCAAAAGCAUGUUCAGCGCAUUGAUUGUGGCCUGGUUCUCUUCGGUUUACCUUGUCUAUUGCACGUUCAGCCCUGUGACCUACGGGGAACCCUCUCUGUCGGUUGCUGAGCUCAAGGACUUGCGCUGGAAGGACAGCUGGAACAUCCUUAUCCGAAAACGGUAACACCCUCAGUUGCACUGACAAUCCUGUUACAGGCAAAUGGAACUAUCCUUUAUGCAAAGCCAAGAAUUUAUUGUUAGUAUAAUUGAAAUGCUGGCAGUCUGAUCGAAUAAUUGGCAUUAGUCCAGCUUUAAUUAAAAUAGAAAAAGGAAAAAAAAAGAGAGAAAAUAAAUAAAAGACUACUGUUACAGAAGAGGUUUCAACAGUAGUAGCUGAAGUUGUUAAGAACACACUUCCCUGUCUCUAUUCCUGUUAUGCUCCCCUUUCCACUGUACCUUGGGGGGGGGGGGGGGGAUUAUAAAUAGAUCAUUCUACAUAGAUUAAUGACUUGUUACUAUUAUCUAUGUAUAAUCAUGUGGUAUAACCAUAAUUUCUUUAUAAGCCUAAGCAAAAAAUAAAACAAAUUAGGCAUUAAAAAUGCUGUUGCAGCUAAACUAGCUAAAACAAACCUCCAGGCAGGCCAAGGAAAGUCAGACAAAGCCAAAUAGAUCCUGAGGCCUUGCAGAGUUAGUACAAAGCCUGUGGCCUGUUACUAGCAAUGGCAGUAUUGUAUUUAUUGGGCUACAGGGUUAUACCUCAGCUCGCUUAGGAAAAGGAGCUUUGAGCAAGGUAGAACUGAUAAUGCUGAAAGGAAAUCUGAUGUGACGUGUACAUUUGGGUUCAGGGUAAAACCUUCAUAGAUAACUCAGCCCCUGCCCUGAUCUGCAUCAGCAGAGGAAUUUACAGGGUAGCAGAGACUGCAAGAUAAGGACUGGGUUCCCUCACACAGAACCAUUUCCUGGAGAACAUGGAGUAGCUCACUCUACAUGUUUUCAGUAACUGGUAUAGUACCCAGGCCAGGUUUGAUUUUUUUUUUUUUUUUUUUUUUUCCUCUUCUGGUGGUUGCAGCAGCAGGCUCUUGCAAUAGAGAUCAAAGCUUACUGAGAACAGCCGCAUAGACUGACCAGGGUGUUUUUACUGCAGAGCUCCCUACUGCUCUAACAGAUGCUGUUCAAGGCUGCCCUGAUCCUCUCCCCCACUAGGAAGGUAUGAUCAAACACUAGAUUCAUUCAAAGGAGAGUUUAGUGACUUUUGCUACUCCUUAAAGCUGCCCUGAUAGCUAAUGCUUCAGUGAAGUAGCUCAUGCUCUAAGUUAGUCUGUCACCCUGACCUAAAAAGAGCUCAGCAGCAGUCAGGAAAUGAACUGCUUUCUUUCUCUCUCACUAUUACACAAACAUACCACUGCACCAUGGUGUUCACUAGCAGAUAACCAACCUCUACCACUUUUUAUUGUGUUGAAGAUGCUAAAGAGAUGACAGUGCAGACUGCAUUUUUAUUCUUUUCUCUAAAGCUUCAGCCAUUACAGAAAUAAAGCUAAGUCUGAGUUGACCUUUGAGAGAGAAAGAACUGUUGAGUAUAACAACACCUCCAAAAAUGUUCCUUCUUGUAUGUUUGUGUUGUUGUAAUAAAAGUAGCACAAACAUCUUUUAUAUAAAAUGGUCAUUUCCGCUCA
Dromaius novaehollandiae (emu) is the source of this 3957-nucleotide messenger RNA. RefSeq names its product protein O-mannosyltransferase 1 (gene POMT1). Gene Ontology annotation, molecular function: dolichyl-phosphate-mannose-protein mannosyltransferase activity. Bases 291 to 2468 code for a protein of 725 amino acids. The record is from RefSeq and is a predicted model, not a curated record. The transcript has 21 exons. Gene Ontology annotation, cellular component: endoplasmic reticulum; membrane. Gene Ontology annotation, biological process: protein O-linked glycosylation via mannose. Lineage: Eukaryota; Metazoa; Chordata; Aves; Casuariiformes; Dromaiidae.